Messenger RNA from Cuscuta europaea, 3520 nucleotides. Lineage: Eukaryota; Viridiplantae; Streptophyta; Magnoliopsida; Solanales; Convolvulaceae. The record is from the annotation of a GenBank genome assembly.
GUGCUGAUGACGCAGUACUUAUUUAAGUAAUAGAGUUAUGGCUUCAUUUCUUUUACUGGAGAACGAAAGAAAAAGUUACUCUCAAUUUCACAAGCAACUAAUGACGAGCUGAAAGAAAGUUCGAUACUCUUUCUUGAAAUUCUUGCUCUUUCCUUUCAAAUUUCUCCGCUCGUCUCUGGGGUGUGAUAGAUUGUAGUAAGGGUCAUAUUUGAUGGGUGGAUAAUGGGUUCUCUUGAGAGUGGCGUUCCAUUCAAGAAAGAUCAGAAUCACCAGCUUUUGGUUCGCCCAUCAUCAGGAGUAAGCAGGCUUCAUAGGCUCAGAUCGAGAUGCACAAGGGCACUGUUGUUCAAGAAGAUUAACUAUAUGCAGUGGAUUUGUACUGUGGGGCUGUUCUUCUUCUUCAUUGUGCUGUUCCAGAUGUUGUUACCUGGUUCAUUUGUGGAAAAAUCAGAAAAUUUCUCAAAGGGAAGUGGUGUUGGGUCUGGGGAUUUGGAGUUCUUGAAAGAGCUUGGUGGAUUGGAUUUUGGUGAAGAUUUGAAGUUUGAGCCUUCCAAGAUUUUAGCUAAGCUCAAUGUCUCUGUUAGGUCUGGGAGAGCAAUGGGAUUCCCCCACAGAAAACCCAAACUCGGAUUGGUUUUUGCUAAUAUGUUGGCUGAUCCAUAUCAAGUAAUGAUGCUGAAUGUUGCAUUGGCUUUGAAGGAGAUUGGGUACGAAGUUCAGGUGCUUACCCUUGAAGACGGUCCUGUGCAUGCUGUAUGGAGAGAUGCAGGGUUUCCAGUUAACACUAUAGAAACUAAUGAGAAUAUCUAUGUAGAUUGGCUUUCCUAUGAUGCCUUACUUUUGAACUCGCUUGAAGCUGCCAGAGUAUUAUCUUGUCUUAUGCAGGAACCUUUUAAGAGUGUAGCUGUUAUAUGGACAAUCCAGGAACAUGCACUUGCUGAUCGGUUGAGACAUUAUAAGUCUGGUGGCCAGAAUGUGCUUGUUGAUUAUUGGAGAAAAGUCUUCAGCCGUGCUAAUGUUGUUGUGUUUCCAAAUUAUAUUUUGCCGAUGUCAUACUCAAUCUGUGAUACUGGAAACUACUUUGUGAUCCCGGGGUCUAUUACUGAAGUGUGGGAAGCUGCUAGUUUUCUGGCUUCAAGCAAUGAUAGUUUUCGUGCUAAGAUGGAUUAUGGAUUAGAAGAUUUCAUUAUUGUAAUUGUAGGAAGUCAGCUUCUAUACAAAAGUCUUUUGCUGGAGCAAGCCCUUGUUUUACAGUCUUUGCGUCCAAUUUUUCAACAAUCGGAAAAUGAUGGGAAUUCUAAUUCACAUUUCAAAAUGAUUGUGUUAACCGGGGGAUCAAAUAGUAAUUACACUAUGGCUGUUGAGACAAUUGCGGUGAACUUGAAGUACUCUAAUGGAACUGUGAAGCAUUAUGCUUCAGCUGAAGACACAGAAAGUAUCUUAAGUAUGGCUGAUGUAGUGAUAUAUGCUUCCUUCCGCGAAGAGCAAUCAUUUCCAAACACUCUGCUAAAAGCUAUGUGCUUUGGGAAACCUGUAGUAGCCCCAGAUCUCUCAAUUAUCAAGAAAAAAGUUGAUGACAGAGUGAAUGGUUUUCUUUACCCAAAACAAAAUCUUAGGGUUUUAAGACAGAUAAUGGCCCAAAUUGUCUCAAAUGGUAAAUUGUCACAUCUUGCUCGAAAUGCUGCUUAUAUGGGAAAGCAGACUGCUAGAAACCUUUUGGUUUCAGAGAGUGUUGAAGGGUAUGCUUCACUUCUGGAAAACAUCAUUCUCAGGUAUUCAUCUGAAGCUGCAAAUCCACGGCCCAUGACAAAUAUUCCUCUCAAAUUGAAAUCAGAGUGGCAGUGGCAUCUCUUUGAACCACAUUCCCAUAAUAGAACACAGAAGACCCAUAUUUCACUGGAAAAGCUGGAAAACCAACUCAAUUAUACUGAAAAGGAUAUUUCUGUGGCCUUAAAUGACACCUUUGUAUAUAGUAUUUGGGAGGAAGAGAAAUAUAUGCAGAUGACAAAUAGGGCAAAGAGAAGAGAAGAUGAUGAAUUGAAGGACAGAACCUUUCAAUAUCGUGGAACAUGGGAGGAAGCAUAUAAAAGUGCUAAAAGGGCUGACCGGUCAAGGAACGAUUUACAUGAAAGGGAUGACGGGGAGCUUGAAAGGACAGGUCAGCCAUUGUGCAUAUACGAGCCUUACUAUGGGGAAGGGACCUGGCCCUUUUUGCGACAUACUUCACUGUAUCGUGGACUUGGACUUUCUACUAAAGGACGAAGACCUGGUCAUGAUGACAUCGACGCACCAUCUCGCCUACCACUGCUAAAUAACCCUUAUUACCGAGACAACCUGAAUGAGUUUGGAGGUUUUUUUGCCCUUGCCAACCGGAUAGACCGCAUACACAAGAAUGCUUGGAUAGGGUUUCAGUCCUGGAGACUCACAGCAAGAAAGGAGUCCUUGUCAAAGAUGGCAGAAACAUCACUGGUGGAUGCUAUUGAAGAAAGAAGAUAUGGUGACACAUUAUUCUUUUGGGCUUCUAUGGACAUGGAUCAAAGAAACCCACAUAAACUUGACUUUUGGUCAUUCUGUGAUACCAUUAAUGGAGGGAACUGCAAGUUUGCUUUCUCUGAGGCUUUAAAGAAGAUGUAUGGAGUUAAACACAAUUUAAGUAUUCCUCAAAUGCCAGCCGAUGGAGAUACAUGGUCAGUCAUGAAUAGUUGGGUUUUACCUACCAGAUCCUUCCUUGAGUUCGUAAUGUUUUCCAGAAUGUUUGUGGAUGCACUUGACUCAGACUACUAUGAUCAGCAUCACCUAACUGGAUAUUGCUACCUGAGUUUAACUAAGCAGGAGAAGCAUUGCUAUUGUAGGAUGCUAGAGUUGCUUGUAAAUGUGUGGGCCUACCAUAGUGCCAGAAGAAUGGUAUAUGUGGACCCGAAGACGGGGUUGAUGCAGGAACAGCACAAGCUGAAGAGCCGGAGAGGGAAAAUGUGGGUGAAAUGGUUCCAGUACAGCACGAUUAAGAGCCUGGAUGAAGAGCUGGCUGAGAUGUCUGACAUUGAUGCACCCCAAAAAAGGUGGUUAUGGCCAUUGACGGGCGAAGUGUUCUGGCAAGGAAUCUUCGAGAAGGAGAGGAACCAAAGGAAUAGGGAGAAAGAGAGGAGGAGGCAACAGAGCCGGGAUAAGAUCUCGAGGAUCAGGAAUCGGACUCAUCAAAAGGUGAUCGGGAAAUAUGUGAAGCCUCCGCCUGAGGAUAAUAGUAAUAAGAACAAUAGUAGUCAAAACCCAAACUCAAGAGAAGUUGCUGAAGUACAGCAUUUGCUAUAGCAUUAAUUUUCUUACAAAGUAGUAGUCAAUGUCUAAAGAUAGAUAUCAUUAGCUUUUGCCUCAAGGGUUGUCUUGGGCUCUUGGCGUUUUUUUCUGGCCCCUUUUUCUUUUGCAUUGUUUGACCACUAAAGCAAACUCUGGGUACAAUUCAUAUUCAUUUAUUCAUUAUAUAUCUUCUUUUCCAGCAGUGUAAUUGCAAUGGAUCUUCUAU